CCGGAAGCAGGCUCCAGGCUCUGAGCUCUGAGCCAUCAGCCCAGAGCCCGACGCGGGGCUUGAACUCGCGGACCGCGAUCUGAGCUGAAGUCGGACGCUUAACCGACUGAGCCACCCAGGCGCCCCGGGCUAAAUCUUUUCUUAGCAAGCGUGCAGACACACACGCCUAACAUUCGCUUGAAGCUCCGCCCCUCACGCACUCAACGCCCCUCUGUCGCGCAUGCCGUCCCCGGAGCGGACGUCGGACGUCGAGCGGAAGUGGUGUAAGGCGGCCGCCGGAGGUUUCGUUGGUGUGUUGCGCGACUGGGUCUAAGAGUGGAGUGGCCUGUGCGCCCGUGAAGAUAACGCUAUGUCGAUCGAAAUCGAGUCCUCGGAUGUGAUCCGUCUUAUCAUGCAGUACCUGAAGGAGAACAGUUUACAUCGGGCGUUAGCCACGUUACAGGAAGAGACUACGGUGUCUCUGAAUACCGUGGACAGCAUUGAGAGUUUUGUGGCUGACAUUAAUAGUGGCCAUUGGGAUACUGUUUUACAGGCCAUACAAUCUCUGAAAUUGCCAGACAAAACCCUCAUUGACCUCUAUGAACAGGUUGUUCUGGAAUUGAUAGAGUUGCGUGAAUUGGGGGCUGCAAGGUCACUCCUGAGACAGACUGAUCCCAUGAUCAUGUUAAAACAAACACAGCCAGAGCGGUAUAUUCAUUUGGAGAACCUCUUGGCCAGGUCUUAUUUUGAUCCUCGUGAGGCAUACCCAGAUGGAAGUAGCAAAGAGAAGAGAAGAGCAGCAAUUGCCCAGGCCUUAGCUGGGGAGGUCAGUGUGGUGCCUCCAUCUCGUCUCAUGGCAUUGCUGGGACAGGCACUGAAGUGGCAGCAGCACCAGGGGUUGCUUCCUCCUGGCAUGACAAUAGAUUUGUUCCGAGGCAAAGCAGCUGUCAAAGAUGUGGAAGAAGAAAAAUUUCCUACCCAACUGAGCAGGCACAUUAAGUUUGGUCAGAAAUCACAUGUGGAGUGUGCUCGAUUUUCUCCAGAUGGUCAGUAUUUGGUCACUGGGUCUGUUGAUGGAUUCAUUGAAGUCUGGAACUUUACGACUGGAAAAAUCAGAAAGGAUCUUAAGUACCAGGCCCAGGAUAACUUUAUGAUGAUGGAUGAUGCUGUCCUCUGCAUGUGUUUUAGCAGAGAUACAGAAAUGUUAGCAACUGGGGCCCAAGAUGGAAAAAUCAAGGUAUGGAAGAUUCAGAGUGGACAGUGUUUAAGGAGAUUUGAAAGAGCACACAGUAAAGGUGUCACCUGUCUAAGCUUUUCUAAGGAUAGCAGCCAGAUCCUUAGUGCCUCUUUUGACCAGACAAUUAGAAUUCAUGGUUUAAAAUCUGGGAAAACCCUGAAGGAAUUUCGUGGCCAUUCCUCCUUUGUUAAUGAAGCAACUUUUACACAAGAUGGACAUUAUAUUAUUAGUGCAUCCUCUGAUGGCACUGUAAAGAUCUGGAAUAUGAAGACCACAGAAUGUUCAAAUACCUUUAAAUCUUUGGGCAGCACUGCAGGGACAGAUAUCACUGUCAACAGUGUGAUCCUACUUCCUAAAAAUCCAGAGCACUUCGUGGUGUGCAACAGAUCGAAUACAGUGGUCAUCAUGAACAUGCAGGGGCAGAUUGUCAGAAGCUUCAGCUCUGGUAAGAGAGAAGGUGGUGAUUUUGUUUGCUGUGCCCUAUCUCCCCGUGGUGAAUGGAUCUACUGCGUAGGGGAGGACUUUGUGCUCUAUUGUUUCAGCACAGUCACUGGGAAACUGGAGAGAACUUUGACAGUUCACGAGAAGGAUGUGAUCGGUAUUGCACAUCACCCUCAUCAGAAUCUGAUUGCAACCUACAGUGAAGACGGACUUCUAAAGCUCUGGAAACCCUAAUUCCACUUUUCUUCAACUUGCUUGAGAGCAUGUACUUAAGUGAAGAAAUAUUCAUGUAUUGCUUUUUUCUUUCUAGGCUACCUUUUCUAAGCAAUUGUCUGAAUUAGGCACAAGAAUAAUUUUGUGAAAAUUCAUGUUCAAGUAGCAGCUACCCUUUUUAUAUUUUUUUAAGGUAUUCAUUUAUCUGUUUCUAAUUGGGGUGGUCAUUUGAUGUUUUCAGUAGUCUUCUACCUGGAGAGUGAAAUACUGCUGUUUCUAGAAGAGAGUUAUACUCUUUGAUUAUUUGAAAUGGUGAUUAAGACGUAUCUCCUACAGUAAAAUUGUAAAUAAGUAACUAUCCCAUAUUCAGUAGCUCUUUGCUGGUCCAUUCUUUUUAGAUGUUAAUAAACUUUACACCUUUUUUGGAGGUUUUGUUUUUAAAUGUAAAUAAGUGCUCAUCUAGUUAACAUAUUUACUAGUUAAGUAUGGAGGGUGGGACAUAACAUUCUAGUCUAGCAGGAAGUCAGUUCCUAUUUAGAAGGAUAGACUGAAUGUAAAAAGGCCAGGUAUUGAUAGGAUCUCAUUUCAUUGCCCUCACUGUCCACUCAUUCUUCUUAGCUGUGCCUUCUCAUGCGUUCUGGCCAACUCCAGAGAACAUCAUCUUCAUCUUCUGGAUAGAACUUAGUUGUAGGAUCCACUAUGAGAAUUCUGCUUUGGCAUCUCUGAGGGUUUGGCAUUGAAAAUGUGCUGUUGUUCUGAAGAAAAUUAGAAAAGGACCUGAGAUUUAGAGAAGUCUUUUUAGGUAUGUGCAUCCUUACCAGUUAAAAGCCAGUAAAACUGUUGAAAAUACUUUGCAAAUGGGGUGUCUUUUAUGUUUGAACCAAAGAUGUAUUGAGUGCGCUUAUGUUGAUGUUGGAGGGGCUGUGCCAGGUGUCAUUUCAAGAAAGUGAGACCUUAUUUGUGUAGACCUUUUAUGCCUCCUUUAAGUUUAGCACUCAUUAGGUACAAAUGAGUGGGGAAAGUUGUUUAAAUGAUUUACAUUGUUGGGGCACCUUGGUGGCUCAGUCGGUUAAGUGUCCGACUCGUGGUUUCAGCUCAGGUCAUGAUCUUGCGGUUCGUGAGUGCGAGCCCCACAUCAGGCUCUGCGUUGGCAGUGCAGAGCCUGCUUGGGAUUCUCUCCCUCUCUGCCCCUCCCCUGCUCACUCUCUUUCUCAAAAUAAACAAACUUAAAAAAAACAAAGUUUUAUAGUGUUCUAAUUUGCCUUUGAGUGAAAUAUAGCCUGAUCUUUUGCCUGGCACAGUAAUGCUCAAUAUUGGCUGAUUUAAUCCUUGGCAGCACUAAGAAAUCCCUCUUCCUCAGUCAUAUUCCCAAAACUUUUUUUUCCUUUUGCCAUUAAACCUGCAGCUUUUUGACAGUGUGUGCCAUUUUGAGUUAAACAUUAGCCAUAAAUCCAUGAAUUCAAGUGAAUGUAGUUUCACAGCCCAGUGAAAAGUUUUCAUGUAAGAAGUUUAAGGUGGAAAGAGGAAACAGCUUGUGCUAAGAAUCCUUUAGAAAUAUCUUCAAGAAAUUGGGAUUUUAUAUUUAGCCCAUGACUUUGUGAAUGGUUGAGCAGUACUGUUAAGAAUGAGAAACAACAGGCCUAAAGUGGAGUCCCUUGUGCUGGCCUUGUGCUAAGCUCCACACUGGCCAAGAUUUAAUAUCUACCCAAACUGCAGUUUCGGCCUGUCCCAGGACUGUAAUCAUUAACCAGUGAAUCUGGAAUUCAGUAUUUAUGAGGUAAUCUACCUGAUAGACCCCCUCUGGCCCCCAUAGGAAGGUAACCUUGCCUGAAACAAUCCACUCUUGUUAGAGAUCUCCUUUCCCCACCCCCUUCUGUGUAUAAAAGCCUUUUGUUCUGUGCAGUUCUUCAGAGCUCCUGUUAGAUGGGAUGCUGCUGGAUUCAUUAACUGCUGAAGUAAGUCAGUUGGAUCUCAAAAUUUACUCAGUUGAAUUUUGUUUUUUUAACAGUAACUUUGUGCUCACGAAGAACAAGAAUCUAGUUGGUCAGCACAUGUUCACUUACUCCUUCUUGGAAUUUUAUCAAACAUCUGUUCUUGUACCUAGUGCUGAAGGUGGCUUAGUAAGACCAGUUCCUGUCAGAACAGGGAAGAAAUGCCAGCUAAAAGGUGUAAUUGAAAUGGUGGGAUAGGAGAAGGGCACCUGAUAAUAAGCCCCACGGAGUUAGGAAAGGCUUCCUGAAGUUGACCAUAAAAGGACCAGCAGGAGCUGUGGGUAAAGGGGUUUGGUGGUCAAAGUUAGCUGAAGGAGACUUCCAGGCACUGCAGUGUGGGAUUCUUGCAAUGCAUGCAGUGUCUUGGGAGACCAGGUGAAGAGAAGCCUGGAUUGAGAGUCAUUAAAUGUACCUUUUUUCUUAAAUGAAUUAACAUAACAAAAGUAAAAAAAAAUUAAGUCUUCCACCUUUCCCAGGAAACCCUUGUGCAACUGUCUGUAACUUCCUUUUGUACAAACCUAAAAGGUAUUUGCACUUACUCUGCACAUAGCUUUUCUUAUGGGAGGGGCCCCAGGGACUGAGGCUGAGGUGAGAGAAGGGCCACCCUGGCUUCUGGACUCCCAUGCCAGCCCGUACCACUGUCCAGCUCUCUGUGAGCUGCUUGAGGGCCUUAGACCCUCUAGGCACACAGUGGGGUCUCUGUGCCCUUGUUCCAGGUCUGGGUAAAGCAGAGCAGUGCUGGAACCUGGCUGGCCUGCAUCCUUGGGCUAGGGAGUCUCUGAUGAGCUGUGGGUGCUGUGCACUGGCUGGAGCCAACUGUCAGAGGCUGGAGGUGUCUGUCUGAUGGUACCACUGGACUGCUUUUUCACUUUACAAAGAGAUGGCAGAGAUCAUGUUUGUUGGCCUCUUAACCAGUAUCAACGGGAGAGGAUAAGCAAAUGGGAGUUUGAUGGCAGUAACCAAUGGCAUACGGCAGUCCCUCAUCUGGUUUCAGUUACAUGCAGGCAACUGCGGCCCAAAAGCAGAUGAUCCUCCUCCUGACUUAGCAUCAGAAAAUCAAAUGGAGCCUAACAGCAUGUCAUAAUGCUUUAAUCAUUCACCUCUCUUCAUCUCAUGUGGGCAUUUCAUCUCACAUCAUCACAACGGUGAGUACAGUACUAUUUUGAGAUCACAUUCACCUUUUAUUACAGUAUGUUCUUAUAAUUGUUCUAUUUUGUUUUUGCUAUUAAUCUUACUGUGCUAAAUUUAUAAGCAUUAUAGGUAGGUAUGUAUGUAUAGGGAGAAACAGUGCAUAGCGCUCAGGACUCUUCUAGGUUUCAGACCUCCACUGGGGGUCCUGGAACAUAUCCAAACUGUGUGGCAGGGUGGGGGCAGAGGUGGACACCCGCAUUCUUCCGAAAACAUGUUCCAUCAGGUAGCUAGGAAAGUAGGUACUCUGCUGCAGCCUACAGAUACAACUGGUAUUUGUCUCCAGCACUUACAACUUAAAAUACACGGCAGUAAAGUUUCCUUCAGUAGGGUAAGGAUAUUUGCCCUAUUCCCCAUUCAGUUGUUAAAUUUGUAUUUCUGGGGGCACCUGGGUGGCUCAGUUAAGUGUCCAACCCUUGAUUUCCACUCAGGUCAUGAGUUUCGUGGGUUUGAGCCCGUCAGCAACUGGGCUAUCAGCACAGAGCCUGUUUGGCUCUCUCUGCCCUUUCCCCAUUGACUUCUCUCAAAUUAAAAAAUAAAUUUGUGACUCUGGAUACAUUGAAAUCUGAGGAUGGGAUUUCAAGGCAACCUUUCUUUAAAUCUCAGGUACAAUUAUCUUCUUCAGUUGCUUUUCAACUUGUACUAAGAGCCCUUCCUUCCUAUGUAAGCAGCCUUGUUUAAUUCUCUGAAUUACUCUUAUGAAGUACAGCCUAUUAUGGUUUCCAUAAUACACAUGAAGAAAGGGACUUCCAGAGGUUCCCAUACCUUGUUCAUGGAGCACACACUGAAAGCCAGGUGCAAUUCCAAAGCUCAAUUUCUUUAUUCUUUGAAUCUGGCUGUUAGCUGCUUCUCUUUAGGUCUGGGAACAGGCAAAGAAUGCGUGAAUUGUGUCUCCACAAUCCAUUACAAUUUAUUUAUUUACCUAACCCAGCCACAGGAAGUGAGAUGAGUAAAAGAGCACUGAGUGACAACUGGGACUGCAGUUUUUACCGUUAACUUACUUGGGCCAGAGCAGUGGUUCUGUCAUCCAGUAAAUAAAUCAAAGGUAAAUUUUCAGGUCCUGUCCCUGACCUAUGGAAUCUGCAGUCGUGGCACUGGGGCUCAUCAACCUUGCUGUUUUGAGAUCCAGAACACUAGAGGGCAGUUUCUCCACUCCUAAAACGGAUGUUUUGAUUCUUGUUCUGCCUCACAAGGUUGUAGAUAUAAUCCAGUUAAGUGAUAACUGUUCAGGACUUAAGAAGCCUUUGAAAGAGCAUCUUUAUUUUGCUGUAGCUUGUUAGGUUUCAUUCACUGUAUUUUUACAACCUACACAUUUUUCCUAUAUUAUUUCAAAAAAGAUAUUGUGAUGAAGUGUACAUCUAAGCUGGGAAGCUCCCUGGUCUGAGCCUCAAACUUCUAACUGCAGUGUCAAAGGCUGCCAUUAUUGGACUUUCUCUUACCAAUGCAUUAUCCUAGAUGGUUAAUAGGACUAUGUCCCUAUGUUGGUAGUGUUGAACUUUGGCUGUUGAUAAACAUCUUGGUGCUUAAGCUACUACACCCAGCUCCAUGAUGUUAAAAUCCUGGCGUGGGGUGGGGGUGGGGCUCACAUGUUUUUAAGUUUCCCAGGUAACUAAGUGUAGCCAAGGUUGAGAAGCAGUACCAUAUGCAGAAAAAGACCUGAUGCUAAUUUCACAUACAGGAAGAUCUGCCACCAUGUUCCAUUAGCACCCUCAUGGGACAUUCUUAUCCCCUACAAGUAUGAGUGGAUGGGGAAGGCAUCAGAGCAAGCAUUAGUGCUACGGCCAGGAACUCCACUUGUGUGGAUGCACAUGCAUUCCUGUAGCAGACUUGGUCAGAGUUGUAAGAGAGGACCUUGGUCCAAGUUCUCAGGGGCAGCUUUUAGACUACAAACUGUUUCUGCCUUUCCUGGUUAACUAUUUCCUUUUCAGAUUUCUAUUUUUCUUUUAUUUUUAUACUGUAUAACUCAGUAGCAUUACAUUAGUAACAUUCACAACCUUGUAGAACCAUCACUGUUUAUCUAAAACUUUAUCACAACCAAUUAAGCAUUAACCAUUCAUUCCUCUUCCCCCUAGCCCUUGGUAACUGGUCUAUGAAUUUGCCUUGAUAGGUCAUUUAAGUACACAUACACAUACAAUAAUUUGUCCUCUCACACACGUACCAUCACAUUUUGUCCAUUAGUUGGGUAUGGGUUUGCUCCCCCUUUGGCUACUGUGAAUUUUACAAACAACACUGGCAACAAGUAUCUCACUUAGCCAAGGAGUCAAUUACUAACUGUAGGCUUUUUGAGAAACUGCUCAACUUUUCUAUAAGAGAUGCACCAUUUUACAUUCCUACCAGUGAGGUACUGGGUCCCAAUUUCUCCACGUUUUCACCUAUUUUCAUUUUGGAUUAGUAGGUGUGAAGUAGUAUUUCACUGUGGUUGUAAUUUAUAGUUGCCCUCAAUGACUGAUGUUAAACAUGAGGAUUUCAAUUUUUUAACAUGUUAUAUGUAUUACAACUCAGGGUUCUUUGGAGAAAUUUAAGAUUUCUGGUCAUACUUUGUUGUGUUUUCCUGCGUACCUGGCAUCAUACCCAAACAGAAGGGUAGCUGUAUGGUACUGACUAAAAAUGACAAUCUAAAAAUAACAGGUUAUUAAUUAUUUCACUAUGACAAACACUGGAAGUGUGAAAACUAUGUUUUAGUUUCUCCUUUUUAACUCAAAUGUGCUCUAUGAGGGAAACUUCGAUGUGGGCCACUUCUGGAGAAAUGUUUAACCUUACUGAUUACAGGAGAUGCAGCACAAUCAGGAUAAAUGGGUAAAAACUUUCACAUUUUCACACUAGUGUUUGCAAAGUUUUUAAAAACCCUUUUGGCUCAUUACUUACCCCUCACCCACUUUCACUCCCCACCCUUGUUUAACAUUCAACUAUAGUUAAGUACCAUUUUCAAUUACCCAUUUAACUAGUUAAAUGACAAAUUACCUAUCUUAAUUAGUGAAAAGCCAAUGCUUUUAAUCUAGGGGAAAAAAAAGCCUGUAGUGACACACUGGAAAUGCUUUGUAAUCAGUAUAUUAAGGAGACAUUCAUACAUUUCAAGAAUUGCUUAAUUCUGAUAUCCAGAUUUAAGCUUGUGAACAUGACUUUUAAACAUACAAUUAAAGCUAUUCAUCAUAAUUUGCUAUACUACCAACAUUAAAUUACAGUUACUUCGGAGCGUAAGUUAAAUUGUUUAAAGUAAGCCUGUAACAAACCUAAAACACCUUCCUAGCUCACACAUGCAAAUUUACUUUUCUGUGUAAAUAUCUCUUCACUCUAAGUUACCCUGCUCCCGAAGUCACUACUCUGAAGCUUAUCAUGGUCCAAAGAGAAGGAAAAAAAGUGUAACCAGGACUGGUGUGUGUGUGUGUGUGUGUGUGUGUGUGUGU
Panthera uncia (snow leopard) is the source of this 8453-nucleotide messenger RNA. RefSeq names its product SMU1 DNA replication regulator and spliceosomal factor (gene SMU1). The coding region runs from base 350 to 1891 and encodes 513 amino acids. Lineage: Eukaryota; Metazoa; Chordata; Mammalia; Carnivora; Felidae. The record is from RefSeq and is a predicted model, not a curated record. Gene Ontology annotation, molecular function: protein binding. Gene Ontology annotation, biological process: mRNA splicing, via spliceosome. The transcript has 12 exons. Gene Ontology annotation, cellular component: precatalytic spliceosome.